GAAGCAUCAAAGUGUAGAGGACCAAGUACGCGAGCGGCGCAUGGGACUCGGCGAGCUCCCGCACAAGAACAGAUCACGUGGCGUCUGGGGCUUCCCUCUUGUUUGUUUGCAGGUCAUCGCUAUUUCGAAAGAUCUAGGCAAAGACGACGACAUGAUCCUCUGGCAUGCCAUGCUGGUGGCAAAGUCUUGUCCGGCAGCAUUUUCCAAAGUAGGCCGUGCCAGACGGAUACAUCUCAUGUGGAACUUGCCUUGCGGAUGACUGUGCCUGUUGAUAGGCGAACAUCUCUGCGGCGCGGGGGCGUUGUUUGGUUCAUGCUGAAGGAUCAUCAUCCCAUUCGAUGGUUCCCUUUUGCUGCAGCGCCGCCGAGGAGCGGACGCUGCCCCUAACAAGUCCUGCUUGUACCCCCGUUCCACAGAUUCAACCAAGAUUGCGAGGCAAAACCGAUUCCAUAAGGCCCAGUGUCCUUCCCUAUCCCUGAACCUCCUUUCCAACCGCUCGGUCGAGCUCCCGUCCCCCCUGCGUUAGCCGAGACCCAAAGGACGGGGAUGCGUAGGCUGGCGUUCAACAGUCUUGCCUUACGCCACCACCUCCACAGCUCAGAUUUGGAGUUGAUAUAAGAACCACCAAUGCAAGUACAGACGACAAGCAAGGAGGCGGGUUCCUUCGUCGAGUCUGGGGUGCACGGCUCCGCCAUGUCAUCAACCCUUCCAUCGCAAGGGCAGCCGCCUAUCGCCAAGCUCACACUACCACCCAUGCCCAGGAGGCAGUCGUGCGAUCGUUGUCACGAACUCAAGGUCCGCUGUGUCACGGAUGGGCAUGACAACAAUACACUCGGUCUCGGGGUCAUAGGCGAAGAGAGUGAAGCUAGUCGUGGGAGGUCGGUGAUAGCGCCAAUACCUUGUGCAAGGUGCUCCAAGGCAGGGGCGGUUUGCAUUUUCAGUCCCCAGCUCCGGUCCGGCCGUCCAAGGGUACACCGACAUCCGGUUAGGAAAAGAGCGAGGCGGUCAUCCAGGUGUCCAUCUUCACCAGCCGAACUCUCCCCAACUCAUUCCCAGUCCCUAUCACCGAGACCCCCUGCAUUCAACUUCCCGCUACCGGAGACCAGGCCAGGUAUUGAAAGACAACCACAAUCCCGAACAGCACCCUUACUUCUGUCGACAACUGCAUCGCCAAACUUUGACGUUGUUUAUAGGAGACCCGAUUUGAACACUCCAACAACACUUCUGUCAGACUUUGGGUUGCCAGAACACCAAGGUCAUUUCCUCAAUAGACUGGACCACUUCCAUCCUUUGCCACAUACGGCCGAAGAUUCCAGUAGUGAAUUUGGGCCUUCUUUUUCUGGAAGCAUACUCAGCGCAACCUCAGCGACAACCGACAAUACAUGGAUGUUUUCCGGCUCAGCCGAAAAUUUUCUUGAAGAAGCCACUCAAGCUAACCUCCGCAUCAAUCGCGCUGGAAGAAUGUUGAGUACCCUCGCCCGAGCGCUGUUGACAAUAGCUUCACCAGCGAUCAAUGAAAUCUUCGAUGCGGGCUGCUCACUGAUCAGCUUCAUGGACCGUUACGCCGCACGACAAAUGAUGUCACCCCACAUGCCCUUGCAAAGGAGGAGAGCCAGUACGGAUGUGUAUAGAAUACCCCAUGGCGCCAUAGGAAGCUCAGCACCCAUCAGCAAGGCUACCGAUACUGCCAUUUCUCUCAUGGCUCUGGCCUCCCACCAAAUGCUCUUGGGCAUUUUUGAAGAUCUUUGCAGUUCAUUUCUCUCGCAAAUCAACUCGGGUCAGGCAGCCACACCACCCAACACGCCAUCAACGGGGGCCUUCUUUGGCUCAUCGCACAGUCAGAUGCUUGCCAUGACCAACUUGAUCAGCCAUCUCAUGGAGCAGCUAGAUCGUGCUCUGCGAUCACUGGCAGUUGUCCAACAAGACGCUCCCGAAGGUUCCGAAGGGCUUAUCGCGGCGGCAUCGGUGGCGGUGGCUUCGACACAUGACGUCGAGUUUGAUCAUGCGCUGGGCUUUGGUCAUCCUCCACCGCCUAGCCAGGCACAUCAAGAACCGGAUUUCGACGGACAGAAACACAACAGAAGAACGCCACAAACGCUACAGGAAGGUGUAGUCAGCGUAAUCUUCAAUCAGGUGGAGCAGCGGCAAACUCGAGCAAGAGAACAAGUCCUUAUGUUGAGAAGGUUGUUAGGGGGGAGAAGUUGAUGUAUGAUUAUGGCGGUUUGGCAGAUCUGGCAUCUUUUCGUUUCUUGUGUAUCUUGAUCUUUUUGUUUCAAUUGCUUGUACAUUUCACCAACAACACACACAUGUCUUCAUCCUUAUCCAUAGUAGAUACACUGUUUUGUUAGGACCGUCGUGCCUACACUCCAACGACGAACUGGGGUUGCGAUCGCGGCUCGUUGGGUAUUGUUUGUUUGUUGAUCAAAAGCAUUGAUGCGUCCCGCAGCUCUUUA
Messenger RNA from Podospora bellae-mahoneyi, 2453 nucleotides. RefSeq lists its product as uncharacterized. Gene Ontology annotation, biological process: regulation of DNA-templated transcription. NCBI's taxonomy places the organism in Eukaryota, Fungi, Ascomycota, Sordariomycetes, Sordariales, Podosporaceae. The coding region runs from base 628 to 2205 and encodes 525 amino acids. The transcript is spliced from 2 exons. The record is from RefSeq and is a predicted model, not a curated record. Gene Ontology annotation, molecular function: DNA-binding transcription factor activity, RNA polymerase II-specific; zinc ion binding.